Zonotrichia albicollis (white-throated sparrow) is the source of this 10309-nucleotide messenger RNA. Lineage: Eukaryota; Metazoa; Chordata; Aves; Passeriformes; Passerellidae. The record is from RefSeq and is a predicted model, not a curated record.
UGUCCACCUGCCCGUGACACCUGAGGGGCUUCACCUGAGCCAAAUUCCUGCUGGAGAAACUGGAAAAUGCCUGCCGGGCUGGAAGGGCGCCGGGGCCUCGCCACGGGUGGAGGCCAACGGACAGUUUGGAGAGCUGGACGGGUCACUGCACGUGGCCGGAGGGGCUCCGUGUCCCCACGGGGAGCUCGGCGGCUCCUCCUCCGUGGACGUGGGCAAAAUCAAGAUCCCGACGUUAAAAAUCCCCAAAUUCGGGGUCCAGGCCGGCGGUGAAGCUCCGGCCCCGCAGGUGGACGCUGGGGUGGACGUCACCUGCUCGCCCGCCCCGGUGCCACAGGUGGACUUGGCGGUCAAAGAUGCCACCAAGGUCCCCUCCCCUCCGCUGGACGUCCCCAGCAUGGAGAUCCCAACCACGGAUGGCACCAAGGGGAAAAUCAAAAUCCCGCACUUGACCUUCCCCAAAUUCACCGCGCAGGGUGACGGCAAUGCCACCGUGGAUGUCCCCAAGGGCGUGGCCGUCCCCAAGGGCGUGGCCGGCCCCGAGGUGGCCCUGGAGGGAGAAUGGAAAGGCCCCACCUUCAAGAAGGUGGAAACGCCCCAAAUUUCGCUGUCGGACGUGAACCUGAACCUGAGGGGCCCCAGAGGGGAAGGGGACCCCAAAGGACUCAGCCCCAAGGGGCUCCAGGUGGACCUGAAGGGGCCCCAGGUGGACGUGGCCGGGCCUGGGGGUGGCCUGAAGGGCGUGGAGAUGGACAUGGGCGUGAAGGGGCUGAAGGGAGGAGUGGACGUGGCCGUGCCCACCCUGGGGGGUGAAUUGAGGGGGCCACAACUGGACCUGAAAGGGCCCCAGAUUGGGGUGGAGGUGCCCGGAAUGGACAUCAAAGGCCCCGAGAUGGGCAUCAAGACCCCCCAAGUGUCCGUCCCCGACGUCGACCUGAGCCUCAAGGGGCCCGGAGUGAAGGGAAAUGUGGAUGUUUCUGCUCCAAAACUGGAAGGGGAGCUGAAGGGCCCUGGGCUGGACGUCAAAGGCCCGAAAGUGGAGGUGGGGAGCCCAGAAAUGGAGAUCCAGGGUCCCGAGGGAAAACUGAGGUUCCCCAAGCUGAAAAUGCCCAAAUUUGGGGUGAAGGGAGAGACCCCCAGUGCCGAGGUGACCCUUCCCAAAGGGGGGGUGGACGUCUCCUGCCCCAAGGUGGACGUCAGCGUCCCGAGCGUGGACAUCAAGGGCCCCAAGGUGGACGUUGAAGCACCUGAAGUGGACGUGCACGGCCCCGAGGGGAAAUUCAAGAUGCCCAAAUUUAAAAUGCCCAAAUUUGGGAUGCCUGGGGUCAAGGCAGAAGGUCCAGAGCUGGACGUGAACCUCCCAAAGGGCAGCGUGGAGGUGUCCGGCCCCAAGGUGGACGUUGAGGGGCCGAGUUUGGACAUCCAGGCCCCCAAAAUCUCCGUGCCGGACGUCGAGCUGACCCUGAACGGUGCCAAGGCCAGCGGCGACCUGGACGUGUCCGUGCCGGGUUUGAAGGGCCCCGAGCUGGACAUCAAAGGCCCCAAAGUCGAGGUUGAAGCCCCAGAUUUGGACGUCCAAGGGCCCGAGGGCAAACUGAAGUUCCCCAAGAUGAAAAUGCCGAAAUUUGGGGUGAAGGGAGAGAGCCCCGAGCUCGAGGUGACCCUUCCCAAAGGGGCGGUGGACGUUUCGGGUCCCGAUGUCACAGUCGAGGUUCCCCAUGUGGACCUGAAGGGCCCCAAGGUGAAGGUGCCCGAGGUGGGCAUCAGAACCCCCCAGAUCUCCAUGCCCGACAUCGACCUGAGCCUCAAAGGGCCCAAAGUCAAGGCAGAUUUGGACGUUUCAGCCCCAAAACUGGAAGGGGAGCUGAAAACCCCCGGGCUUGACCUCAAAGGCCCCAAAGUUGAGGUUGAAGCCCCAAAUUUGGAUGUUCAAGGGCCUGAGGGCAAACUGAAGUUCCCCAAGAUGAAAAUGCCCAAAUUUGGGGUGAAGGGAGAGAGCCCCGAGCUCGAGGUGACCCUUCCCAAAGGGGGGGUGGACAUUUCUGCCCCCAAGGUGGACAUUUCUGCCCCAGGGGUGGACAUUUCUGCUCCCAAGAUGGACAUUUCUGCCCCCAAGAUGGACAUCAACGUACCCAGUGUGAACAUGGAAGGGCCGGAGGUCAAAGGGAAAGGCCUCAAGUUCAAAAUGCCCGAACUCAACGUUCAGACCCCAAAACUCUCCAUGCCCGAUGUGGAUCUGGGCUUGAAGGCCCCAAAACUCAAAGGGGACCUCGGAAUCUCUGGGCUGAAGGGCCCAAAAAUGGAUGUGAAAGGCCCCAAGGUGGACGUGGAAAGUGCCAAAAUUGACGUGAAAGGUCCCAGGUUGGAUGUGGAAGGUCCCAAGGUGGAUGUGGAAGGUCCCAAGGUGGACGUGGACGUGCCCGAGGUGGACUUGGAGUGUCCAGAAGGGAAGGUGAAAGGUCCCAAAUUCCGGAUGCCCAAACUCAACAUCAAAUCCCCCAAAAUCUCGAUGCCUGACGUGGAUUUGAACCUGAAGGGACCCAAAGUGAAGGGAGACGUGGACGUGUCCCUCCCCAAGGUGGAAGGGGAGUUGAAAGCUCCAGAAGUGGAUAUUAAAGGGCCGAAGGUGGACGUGGAGGUGCCCAGCGUGGAUUUGGAGGGGCCCGAGGGGAAGAUUAAAGGGCCCAAGUUCAAGAUGCCUGAGAUGCACAUCAAGACCCAGAAGAUCUCCUUGCCCGACGUGGACAUCAACCUCAAGGGCCCCAAGGUCAGGAGCGACGUGGACGUGUCCCUGCCAAAGCUCGAGGGUGACCUGAAGGGCCCUGAACUGGACAUCAAAGGCCCCAAGGUGGACAUUGAGGCACCGGAUGUGGGCAUUCAUGGUCCAGAAGGAAAAUUCAAGAUGCCCAAGUUCAAAAUGCCCAAAUUUGGGAUGUCAGGGGUCAAAGCAGAAGGUCCUGAGGUGGACGUGAACCUCCCGACAGGAAACCUGGAUGUGUCCGGCCCCAAGGUGGACAUUGAAGGUCCAGAGGUGGACGUGGAGCUGCCAGAGGGGAAGGUGAAGGGCCCCAAGUUCAAGAUGCCCGAGAUGCAUUUUAAGACUCCCAAGAUCUCCAUGCCCGACAUUGACCUGAACCUCANGCCGAGUGUGGACAUUGAGGGCCCAGAGGGGAAGAUCAAAGGCCCCAAGUUCAAGAUGCCCGAGAUGCACAUCAAGGCCCCCAAAAUCUCCAUGCCCGACGUCGAUUUCAACCUGAAGGGCCCCAAAAUCAAGGGUGACAUGGACGUCUCUGCCCCGAAGCUGGAGGGGAACCUGCAGUGCCCAGAUGUUGACCUCAAGGGCCCCAGGGUGGACAUUCAGGCCCCAGACGUGACCCUGGAAGGGCCCAAGGUGAAGAUGCCCGAGAUUCACGUCAAGACCCCCCAGAUCUCUAUGCCCGCCAUUGACCUGAACCUGAAGGGGCUGAAGGUCAAAGGUGACGCUGACCUGCAUGGCCCCAAGCUCGAGGGGGGCCUCAAGGGGCCCGAUCUGGACAUCAAAGGCCCCAAGGUGGACAUCGAGGGCCCCGCGGUUGACGUCGAUGGUCUGGAGGGGAAGGUGAAAUUGCCCAAAAUGAAAAUGCCCAAAUUUGGCUUGAAGGGCGAAGGCCCCGAGGUGGACGUGAACCUGCCCAAGGCCGAGGUGGAUCUGUCUGGGCCCAAGGUUGAUCUCAGCCUGCCAGAAGUCAACGUUGAAGGUUCGGAGGGCAAAGUGAAAGGGCCUAAACUGAAAAUGCCCGAAAUGCACGUGAACGUCCCCAAAAUCUCCAUGCCCGAGAUAGACUUGAACCUGAAAGGCCACAAAACGAAGGGCGGCUUUGACAUUUCCACCCCCAAGGUGGAAGGUCACCUGAAGGGCCCCGAGGUCGACCUCAAAGGCCCAGAAUUUGGGGUGAAAGGCCCAGAAUUUGGGGUCAAAGGCCCUGAAGUUGACGUUGAAUGUCCCGAUGUGAACGUGGAGGUCCCAGAAGCCAACAUCAAAGCUCCCAAGUUCAAAAAGUCCAAAUUUGGGUUCGGCAUGAAGGCCCCCAAGGCCGAGGUGGAUUUACCCGAGGCAGAGCUGAGCGUGGAGUCCCCCGAGGCCCACCUGGCCACCAAGGGCAAGAAGAGCAAGUUCAAGAUGCCCAAAAUCCACAUGAGCGGCCCCAAAGUGAAGGGCAAGAAGGGCGCGUUUGAGGUGAAUGUGGACAUGGAGCUGCCAGAGGGGAAGAUCAAAGGCCCCAAGUUCAAGAUGCCUGAGAUGCAUUUUAAGACCCCCAAGAUCUCCAUGCCCGACAUUGAUUUGAAUCUCAAAGGCCCCAAACUGAAGGGGGACGUUGAUGUUUCCCUUCCCAAAGUUGAAGGAGACCUGAAGGCCCCAGACAUCGACAUCAAGGGCCCUAAGGUCGAUGUUGAUCUCCCCGACGUUGAUUUAGAAGGGCCCGAGGGGAAGAUCAAAGGCCCCAAGUUCAAGAUGCCCGAGAUGAACAUCAAGGCCCCCAAGAUCUCCAUGCCUGAUGUUGAUUUCAACCUGAAGGGCCCCAAAGUCAAGGGUGACAUCGACAUCUCUGUCCCUAAACUUGAAGGUGACCUGAAGGGCCCUGAUAUUGACAUCAAGGGCCCCAAAGUGGACGUUGAUGUGCCAGACGUGGACAUUCACGGCCCGGAAGGGAAAAUCAAAAUGCCCAAGUUCAAGAUGCCCAAAUUUGGCUUUUCUGGUCCCAAAGUGGAAGGCCCCGAGGUGGACGUGAGCCUACCCACAGGAAACCUGGAUGUUUCCGGCCCCAAGGUGGACAUUGAAGGUCCAGAGGUGGACAUUGAUCUCCCAGAGGGGAAGGUGAAGGGUCCCAAGUUCAAGAUGCCCGAGAUGCACAUCAAGGCCCCCAAGAUCUCCAUGCCCGACCUCGACCUGAACCUGAAGGGCCCCAAGGUCAAGGGUGACGUGGACGUGUCCCUGCCCAGCGUGGAGGGAGAGCUGAAAGGGCCCGAGGUCAGCGUCACCGGCCCCGAGGUGGCCAUCGACAGCCCCGAGGGCAAAUUCAAACUGCCCAAGUUCAAGAUGCCCAAAUUCUCCAUGCCGGGGUUCAAGGGCGACGGGGUGGACGCUGACCUGACCCUCCCCAAGGGCGACGUGGCCAUUUCGGGCCCCAGCGUGGACCUGGAGGCUCCUGAGCUGAGCGUGGACGGGAAAGCCAAAGGUCCCAAAUUCUCCAUGCCUGAGAUGCACAUCAAGGCCCCCAAGAUCUCCAUGCCCGACGUCGACUUCAACCUGAAGGGCCCCAAAAUGAAGGGGGACGUUGAUGUUUCCCUUCCCAAAGUUGAAGGAGACCUGAAGGCCCCAGACAUCGACAUCAAGGGCCCCAAAGUCGAUGUUGAUCUCCCCGAUGUGGAGCUGGAAGGGCCCGAGGGGAAGAUCAAAGGCCCCAAGUUCAAGAUGCCCGAGAUGCACAUCAAGGCCCCCAAGAUCUCCAUGCCUGAUGUUGAUUUCAACCUCAAAGGGCCCAAAGUCAAGGGUGACAUCGAUGUCUCCGUCCCCAAGCUGGAGGGUGACCUGAAGGGCACUGAACUGGACAUCAAAGGCCCCAAAGUGGACAUUGAAGCACCCGACGUGGACAUUCACGGCCCAGAAGGGAAAAUCAAAAUGCCCAAGUUCAAGAUGCCCAAAUUUGGCUUUUCUGGUCCCAAAGUGGAAGGCCCCGAGGUGGACGUGAACCUUGCUGAGGCCGAGGUCAACAUUUCGGGUCCAAAAGUCGAAGUUUCUGUCCCCGAGCUGGACAUUGAGGGCCCCGAGGGGAAACUGAAGGGGCCCAAGCUGAAGAAGCCAGAGCUGCAGUUCAACGUUCCCAAGAUCUCCAUGCCCGACAUUGACCUCAACCUGAAGGGCCCCAAACUCAAAGGUGACCUCGAUGCUUCUCUGCCCAAGGUGGAGGGUGAGCUGAAGGGCCCCAAAGUGGACAUCAAAGGGCCGGAGCUGGAUCUGGAGGGGCCAAAGGUGGACCUGGAAGGAAAAGCUAAAAAAUCCAGGUUUAAACUUCCCAAGUUUGGCUUUUCUGGCCCAAAAGUUCAGAGCCCCGAGGUGGAUGUGAAGGCUAAAAAGCCUGAGGUGGAGCUGUCUGGCCCCAAAGUCGAGGUCCAGGGUCCGGAUUUGGACGUGCAGGGAAAAUCCAAGGGCUCCAAAUUCAAAAUGCCUUUUCUGAACAUUUCUUCACCCAAAAUGUCGAUGCCGGACGUGGAGCUGAACCUGAAGGGGCACAAGAUGAAGGGGGAGUUUGACCUGUCCACCCCCAAACUGGAGGGGGAGCUGAAGGGUCCUGAGGUGGACAUCAAGGGCCCCAAGGUCAACAUCGAGGCCCCCGACAUGGACAUUCACGGCCCGGAGGGGAAAAUCAAAAUGCCCAAGUUCAAAAUGCCCAAAUUUGGUGUUCCUGGGUUCAAAGGGGAGGGGCCAGAGGUGGACGUGAACCUGCCCACAGGAGAACUGGAUGUGUCCGGUCCUAAAGUGGACAUUGAAGGUCCAGAGGUGGACAUUGAGGGGCCGGAGGGGAAGAUUAAAGGGCCCAAGUUCAAGAUGCCCGAGAUGAACAUCAAGGCCCCCAAGAUCUCCAUGCCCGACAUCGACCUGAACCUGAAGGGCCCCAAGGUCAAGGGGGACGUGGACGUGACCCUGCCCCAGGUGGACCUGAAGGGACCCAAGGUGGACGUGGAGGUUCCCGACGUCGACAUCGAGGGUCCGAAAGGGAAAAUCAAAGGCCCCAAAUUCAAAAUGCCCGAGAUGAACAUCAAAGCCCCCAACCUGUCCAUGCCAGACCUGGACCUCAACCUGAAAGGUCCCAAGGUCAAAGGGGGAGUGGACGUCGAUCUGUCCGCACCAAAAAUCGAGGGAGACCUGAAUUUGCCGGACGUUGACAUCAAAGGCCCCAAGGUGGACUUUGAAGCGCCAGAGGUGGACAUUGAGGGCCCUGAAGGGAAGAUCAAAGGCCCCAAGUUCAAGAUGCCUGAGAUGCACAUCAAGGUUGAGAUGCCGAGUGUGGACAUUGAGGGGCCAGAGGGGAAGGUGAAGGGCCCCAAGUUCAAGAUGCCUGAGAUGCAUUUUAAGACCCCCAAAAUCUCCAUGCCUGACAUUGACCUGAACCUGAAGGGCCCCAAGGUCAAGGGCGAUGUCGCUGUUUCCCUUCCCAAAGUGGAAGGGGACCUCAAGGGGCCCGAACUGGACAUCAAGGGCCCCAAAGUCAAUGUGGACCUCCCCGAUGUGGAGCUGGAAGGGCCCGAGGGGAAGAUCAAAGGCCCCAAGUUCAAGAUGCCUGAGAUGCACAUCAAGGCACCCAAGUUCUCCAUGCCCGACGUUGACUUUGGCUUCAAAGGCCCUAAGGUCAAGGGCGACAUGGACAUGUCCCUUCCAAAGCUGGAUGCUGAACUGAAGGGGCCUGAACUGGACAUCAAGGGUCCCAAAGUGGACGUUGAUGUUCCAGACAUGGACAUUCACGGCCCAGAAGGAAAAAUAAAAUUCCCCAAGUUCAAAAUGCCGAAAUUUGGGAUGCCAGGGGUCAAGGUAGAAGGCCCCGAGGUGGACAUGAACCUCCCAACAGGAAACCUGGAUGUGUCCGGCCCCAAGGUGGACAUUGAAGAUCCAGAGGUGGACAUUGACCUCCCUGAGGGGAAGGUGAAGGGCCCCAAGUUCAAGAUGCCCGAGAUGCACAUCAAGGCCCCCAAGAUCUCCAUGCCCGACGUUGAUUUCAACCUGAAAGGCCCCAAACUGAAAGGAGACAUCGAUGUCUCUGCUCCAAAACUCGAGGGAGACCUGAAGGCCCCAGACCUCGACAUCAAAGGCCCCAAAGUCGAUGUUGAUCUCCCCGACAUUGAUUUAGAAGGGCCCGAGGGGAAGAUCAAAGGCCCCAAGUUCAAGAUGCCCGAGAUGCACAUCAAGGCCCCCAAGUUCUCCAUGCCCGACGUAGACUUCAGCCUGAAGGGCCCCAAAGUCAAGGGUGACGUCGACGUCUCUGUCCCCAAGCUGGAAGGUGACCUGAAAGGCCCAGAACUGGACAUUAAGGGUCCCAAAGUUGACAUUGAAGCACCCGAUGUGGACAUUCAUGGCCCUGAAGGAAAAAUAAAGUUCCCCAAGUUCAAAAUGCCCAAAUUUGGGAUGCCUGGGGUCAAGGCAGAAGGUCCUGAGGUGGACGUGGACCUCCCGACAGGAAACCUGGAUAUGCCCAAAUUUGGGCUGAAGGGAGAAGGCCCCGAGGUGGAUGUGAACCUCCCAAAAGGAAACCUGGACGUUUCCGGCCCCAAGGUGGACAUUGAAGGUCCAGAGGUGGACAUUGAUCUCCCAGAGGGGAAGGUGAAGGGUCCCAAGUUCAAAAUGCCCGAGAUGAACAUCAAGGCCCCCAAGAUCUCCAUGCCCGACUUCGAUCUCAACCUGAAGGGCCCCAAACUGAAGGGAGAUGUGGAUGUGUCCGUCCCAAAAAUCGAGGGAGAUCUGAAGGCCCCAGACAUCGACAUCAAAGGCCCCAAGGUCGAUGUUGAUCUCCCCAAUGUGGAGCUGGAAGGGCCCGAGGGGAAGAUCAAAGGCCCCAAGUUCAAGAUGCCCGAGAUGAACAUCAAAGCCCCCAAAAUCUCCAUGCCUGACAUCGACCUGAACCUGAAAGGUCCCAAAGUCAAGGGGGGCGUUGAUGUCUCCGUCCCUAAGUUGGAGGGCGACCUGAAGGGUCCAGAUGUGAACAUUAAAGGUCCCAAGCUGGAUGUGGACAUUCCUGAGGUGGACGUUGAAGGUCCCGAGGGGAAGUGGAAGGGACCCAAGCUCAAGAUGCCCGAAAUGAACAUCAAGGCGCCAAAGUUUUCUCUGCCUGAUGUCGACCUGCACGUGAAAGGUCCCAAAGUGAAGGGAGACGUGGACGUGUCUGCCCCAAAGAUAGAAGGUGACAUGAAAGUGCCGGAUCUGGAGUUGAAAGGACCCGAAGUGGACGUGGAUGUGCCCGACGUGGAGCUGGAGGGCCCCGAGGGGAAGAUCAAAGGCCCCAAGUUCAAGAUGCCCGAGAUGCACUUCAAGGCCCCCAAGAUCUCCAUGCCUGACUUUGAUCUCAACCUGAAGGGCCCCAAAGUGAAGGGAGAUGUGGAUGUGUCCGCCCCGAAAAUCGAGGGAGAUCUGAAGGCCCCGGAUGUCGACAUCAAAGGCCCCAAGGUCGAUGUGGAGCUCCCCGACAUCGACCUGGAGUGUCCCGAGGGGAAGAUCAAAGGUCCCAAGUUCAAGAUGCCCGAAAUGCAUUUCAAAACCCCCAAGAUCUCCAUGCCUGACAUUGAUCUCAACCUGAAGGGCCCCAAACUGAAGGGGGAUGUGGACAUUUCUGCCCCAAAACUGGAGGGUGACCUGAAGGGCCCAGACGUGGACAUCAAAGGUCCCGAUGUGGACAUUGAUCUCCCCGAGGGGAAGAUCAAAGGCCCCAAGUUCAAGAUGCCCGAGAUGCACUUCAAGGCCCCCAAGAUCUCCAUGCCUGACUUUGAUCUGAAUCUGAAGGGCCCCAAGGUCAAAGGCGACGUCGAUGUGUCCGUGCCGAAGCUCGAAGGGGACCUGAAAGGGCCGGAGGUGUCACUGAAAGGUCCAAAAGUGGACGUUGAGGUUCCUGACGUGGAGCUGGAGUGUCCAGAGGGGAAGAUCAAAGGCUCCAAGUUCAAGAUGCCCGAGAUGCACAUCAAGGCCCCCAAGAUCUCCAUGCCCGACGUUGAUUUCAACCUCAAAGGCCCCAAGGUCAAGGGGGACAUCGAUGUUUCUGCUCCCAAGCUUGAAGGGGACCUGAAGGGGCCUGAACUGGACGUCAAAGGCCCCAAAGUUGAUGUCAACCUCCCUGACGUUGACCUGGAGUGUCCUGAGGGGAAACUGAAGGGCCCCAAGUUCAAAAUGCCUGAGAUGCACUUCAAGGCCCCCAAGAUCUCCAUGCCUGACAUUGACCUGAACCUGAAGGGCCCCAAAUUAAAGGGAGAUGUCGAUGUCUCUGCUCCAAAGCUUGAGGGAGACUUGAAAGCCCCAGACAUCGACAUCAAAGGUCCCAAAGUCAAUGUGGACCUCCCGGACGUGGAGCUGGAGUGUCCCGAGGGGAAGAUCAAAGGCCCCAAGUUCAAGAUGCCUGAGAUGCACAUCAAGGCCCCCAAGAUCUCCAUGCCUGAUGUUGAUUUCAACCUGAAGGGCCCCAAAGUCAAAGGUGAUGUGGACGUGUCCCUUCCAAAGCUGGAGGGUGACCUGAAGGCCCCAGACAUCGACAUCAAGGGCCCCAAAGUGGACAUUGAGGCACCCGAUGUGGACAUU